Molecule: messenger RNA, 1768 nt
Organism: Salarias fasciatus (jewelled blenny)
Lineage: Eukaryota; Metazoa; Chordata; Actinopteri; Blenniiformes; Blenniidae
Product: keratin, type II cytoskeletal 1-like
Exons: 3
Coding region: 147-1064 (305 amino acids)
Source: RefSeq, a predicted model, not a curated record
CAUUAUGCAGCCUGACCUUCAGCUUUUCUCACCCAACAGAGGACCUGAGUGAAGACACCCUGAGGUGGGGGGCGCAGCCGGCUGGAAGGAAUACAGACGGUGGAGAAUCAGGACGAAUAAAACCAGUCUUCAGUCGGAACGCAAACAUGGAAACCUACCCGUGGGCUUUAAACUCUGCGGAGCUGAACGAGGAGCUGCUGGCCAGCCUGCGGCGUUUCCUGACGCUUUAUGACCAGCGCCGCAACGUUUUCCGGGAGGCGGCGGAGUGUCUGAGGCGAGGCGGGGGAAGCGAGCGGCGAGCUGCCACUGACAGUCUGGCCGUGGCCCUGCUGGGUCUGCUGCGAGGGCCCCUCGGCGCCACCGUCGGGGGCGUCUCCGGAGGACUGUGGGGGGUUACCGGAGCGGUCGGAGCGGCGGCUUACAGCAGGAUGUACGGGCACGUCAACGUGAUGGAGGCGUCGAUCGGCUUCCUGGGCGGGGCGUUCGGGGGGCUGGUCGGCGGAGCGCUGUCCGGCUCCGUCGCAGGCGAGGCGGAAGUUACUUUCGUGGCAUCGGGCAGGAGGUUUGGUGGCGUGGCGAGCACUGUGCUGUGGAUUUCUCUUGGCUCCGUCAGCGGCGGCACCAUCGGGAGUAUCUACGGUGGAUCGAUCGGCGCGGCGGGCGGAGCGCUCGGCGGAGGACUCGGCGCCCUGCACGCCAGGGCCCUUGUGAUUUACAUGAUGAGUAAUUCCAUCAAUCGCCCUUCUGAGGGAAAAGGCUCGAGUGACACGGUGGAGACGUUGCAGACCAGCGUCAAACCGCUGGUGGAGGAGCUGCUGGCCAUCCAGAAGGUCCUCGCUCAGAUGAAGUUCAGCUACAUGACAGUCGACAUCACUGAACAAACCGCCAAGACUCUGGCUGCUCUCCGCUCGCUGGAGGAGGCUCUCAGCGGCUGUCAGGAGGCUGCAGAUCCGCCCAGGAGCGCCCCCUGCUGGCAGGACGGAGCCAAACUCUGCAGUGAAGCCCUGGAAGAGCUGAAGAAGAUGAAGGCGGAGGUGGACAAAAUACUGGAGAUGUUUCAGUGAAGGAGAAGCUGAAGGUGGAGAAGUUACGCCAGUGGAAGUUAUUGGAAUUAGAAUAACGUGUCGCUUUAAAAUGUCUGAUUUACAUCAAUCAGCAUUCAUCAAGCGGUGAAAAGUUGCUAAAUUGACUCGUUUCUGUCUGUCUUGUCAGUGAUUUCAGGCUCCUUGACUCCUCGUCUCCUGCCUGCUUGGUUCGUCUUCUCUUUCCGUCGCUCGGCCUUUUAGUGUUUUUCUGGAUUUGGGUCAUUUGGAUGUUGUGGUUUUUCGAUUCUUGCUGUUCUUUCGUUGAGUAUCAAUCGCCUCAGCAGCUGUGUUUUGUGAAUCGAAUCCUCCUUUCAGUGAACCGUCUCAUAUAUUCUGAAUUUUCCGAACUGUGGAAAAUUUAGAAUAUUUCACUUCUUUAUCUUGAAACUCGUUUGACUCUCAAGAAACAUGAAAACACGGAGUUCACCAGUCGUUAUCUGAUCAGGAUAAUUGAGUUCAUUUCAAACUGAUCAAUGAUCUGCAGAGUGCAAAGGUCACAAACACACACACACACACACACAGCCUGUUCCUGAAUCUGUUCAGUGUUAUUUUUGCUCUUAAUCAUUCAAAAAUGUCAAUCUGCUGCAGUUCCUGACACCUCUUUAUUCUUUAUUCUGUAACUUUAUGUAAUUUAAUGUGUUUUAAUGAGAUCGACUGUUGGAAUAAAUCUGUCUGUCCUGGAA